Molecule: messenger RNA, 3207 nt
Organism: Gadus chalcogrammus (walleye pollock)
Lineage: Eukaryota; Metazoa; Chordata; Actinopteri; Gadiformes; Gadidae
Gene: slmapb
Product: sarcolemma associated protein b
Exons: 11
Coding region: 544-1761 (405 amino acids)
Source: RefSeq, a predicted model, not a curated record
ACUUUACCGGUGAGUCACGCACGUUUUCGGGUUGAAACCUGUGGAGGCAUAUGUCCUUCUUUUAUUCUCUUAUUUUUUUGUCAACUAAAGCCCGGUCUAGGCUGAUCUUGUUCUGCGCUGCUGCGGCUAAAAGAUAAUAUAAUAUAAGCUCAAAGUCAAGAAAAAAAAAGUAGGAUAGUAGUCAAUUGCUGUUGAUUGCGUUAAUAGGCCCAGACCACUGAGACGUUUUCAAGCGUUUAUACCACAUCAGCGCAGCUGCAGCUUCCGGGAUGCCCUGCUCGGAUUCGUGACCUAGUGCUGAGAGGCGGAGAGCAGAGCCCAAACCAGGGGGAUUGUUUAUCGGAGCAAGUGCACCAGUCUCUCAUCCUGAGUCACGGUUUAACCAUCUAUAGGGUACCGGUGUUUCAAACUUGCACAACCACCCCUGAGAGAUGGACUAGUCCAAUUCACAUCACAAAAAUCUGAUGGUGAGAGGAGAGCUGUUCAUGUCAGAGACUGCUGCUCACCCCAGCUCGUACAGUUCCUACCAAGACAGUUGAGAAAAUGGAAGAGAAAGGUCUGACCGAUCCUUUGAAUAACGUCUCAUUGAUCCAAGAUGAGCUGAAGCGGACUAAUAUGGCGUCUUUAGGUGACUCAGAGAAAUUAAUCCAGCAUUUGAAUGAGCAACUCCAAGAAGCCCAGGAGUCAGCCAAUACUGAAAAACUAAAAUGUAUUCAGUUGAAAGGGCUCUUGGAUGAAGAGAGAAAAGACAGUAGCCAUCAAGCAGAUGAAUCAGCAGGUCAAAUCAAACUUCUGAAAGGCCAACUGCAGCAGCUCCAGAGCGAGGUGUCUGUCUUGAAGGCACAGAGGGACGAGGACCACUCCAGGAGCCAUGGUGACCAGCAGGCUGCGCGGGAGGAGGUGAGAUCCCUCCAGCAGGCCCUGGAGGCAGCCGCCGCCCAGCGGGACCGGGAGACCGCCGCUGCCCGGAGCAGCCUGGCCACGGUCACCCAGGACCUGGACAAGUGGCGCCAGACGGCCGGAAAGUAUGAGCGCGAGAUCGACAGCCUGCAGGGAGACCUCCAGCAGCAGAGCCUGCAGUGGCAGAAAACCGCAGAAAUACAAGCGGCUGAGCUGCAGUCCAUGCAGAAGGAGCACAGCUCUCUCCAGAAGGAGUGUGCCGCGCUGCGCUCUGAGAAGCAGGACCUGGUCAACAAGCACCAGGCCGAGCGGGGCCAUCUGCAGGGUGAAAGCGCCGCUCUCCGGGCCCAGAUGGAGCAGCUGCUGGGCAGCCAGCAGAAGGAGAAGCUGAGUGCGCAGAGCGAGAAUGCGGUCCGUUGUGCUGAGAGAGACGCGCUGCUGGAGAAACAGCAGCAGAUGGAGAUGGAUCUCACCUGCUCUCAAGGCCAGAACGUUGUGCUCAGCGAGAGCCUGAAGUCCCUGGAGAGAUCCCAGGAGGACCUGGGGCAGCGGCUGGGGGACCUGCAGCUCCAGCACCAGCAGGACAAUGCCAAGCUCCAGGGCCAACUGGGGGAGGCCCGGGGCCUCACCCAGGACCUGCAAAAAGAGAACGAGGAUUGUAAAACAGAGCUAUCGGAUCUAAAGGAGAAGUACGAGAAAGCCGAGCAGGAGAAGCAGUCGAUCACAGAUGAGCUGCAGGCAAGCCAUGCAGAGAUGAAGCUUCUUCAGGAGAAAGGAUCCAAGAAGCCCUGGAUGGUUUUGGGAUCGGCCGCCGCUGUGGCUCUGACCGCCGUCACCGUCGCCAUGCUCUGCAGGACCUGAGGACCGGAGAGAACACACACACACACACGCACACCCAUAGACACACAAACACUUUUGCUCGGAUCUGUGUACUCGUCAGCUUCCUCCACACUGAGAUCUAAGCCAUCUGCCUAGCUGUGACCUGAAGAGCUCUCACGUGGUUCUCAGUAUAUCUUAGGAGUAAGUCAAAUGAUUGUCGGUUAUAAGAGAACUUUAAGUGUUAUUCAUUGACCGUUUAUUUAGGACAUCUAGGGAGAUAUAUAAAUCAUGCUUUCCUUUUUGUUUUUAGAUUUUUUGUCAUUGGACCUCCAGUGUUGAAUGUAUGUGAUACUGACCUUACUAAAUCUUUACCUAGUUUAAUAUUUAGCUUCCGUUAACACAACAUGUACCAAGCAAAUCUAAUAACCCAUAAUCCAAUGCAUGAUUACUUUCCCCUAGUGAAUGAUUAAUGAAGGUCAAGGUUGUGGGGAGAUAACACUCCAAAAUACAUUUGAAUAAUUAAUAUCGUAAGAUGUUAACUUAGACUUUUUGGCCCUUUAAAUGCUUCCCUCAUGUUUCAGGUCUACACUCUAUGGUUUGGUCUUAAACAAAUUCUAAUAAUUCUCAAUGAUCUCAUAUCUGCUGUCUCUCUAAACUUAAUGGGUUAAAUAUUCAAGCCCAUUCAGGGGAUCCAAUGCGAAUGUCCGGAGAAUUGAUAACUGGCAUACUCUAGACAUGAUAGUCAUUUUGUCUCACAGGAAUGAACAAGAGCUCUAGAAGGCUGAUUGACUUCUUUGGAGAUGCAGAUAAGAAUGUCUGUCAAAUUUUUAUUUCGUUUUUGAUUGUAGAUAUUCCAUUAUCCAUCACUGACUUACAGAGACAACUACAACAAAGAAACAGUGUUUAUCUUCCAUGCCGUUUAUGAAGCAGAUCAGUGACUAUGGGUGUUUGGAACGACUUUAACCAUGCUCGUUGCUGAUAACAAUGCCCAGUUUAAUGGCUUGUUUUUAUUGGGUUAUGGAUAUCUAUUGAUCUUACACAAUUCAAAUGAUAGCAGAGCUCAUCCCUGGUACUUUAUGGUCGAUGGGAGUAAUAUUUAACUAGACCUGAAAACCAGAUAGGAUUUUCAUUGACACUUUAUUCAUGACAUGAUUUGUUUGAAUAUUGGAUUACAUCGCAUAUGACACACUUUGGAAAGGUUGAUUCUCUAGACACACGUUCAUGUAAAAGGUUAAAAGAAUUAUUUGGGAAACUGAAUUUAUCCCUGUAAAUAUCUGUGCAGAGUUAUUUUGUAAACAGAAGGAAAUGUUGUUCAAUUGUUAAAACGUAUGGAAAAUAAUUGUCUAAGUGUCCUACUAAUUUCACUAAAACAUGAGUUCCCCCUAUUAAAGAAAAAAGCAGUGAAAGCCUUGUUGUAGUCUGUCUGUUGUGACAGUGUGAAUGAACAGUCCUCUCCGAUGAUUAGCUUUACACAGGAUCGUAAAGUUA